AUGGGACCACCUUCAGGGGGCACUAUAACGGGGGCUACCCCCAUCCUGAAUGACACUGAUCAGUCGAUAGAGUACAUCCACUCUAAGAACUUCAUCCACAGAGACGUGAAGCCAGACAACUUCCUGAUGGGCCUGGGCAAGAAGGGCAACCUGGUGUACAUCAUCGACUUUGGCCUGGCCAAGAAGUACCGCGACGCCCGCACACACCAGCACAUCCCCCACCGCGAGAACAAGAACCUGACCGGCACCGCGCGCUACGCAUCCAUCAACACUCAUCUGGGAAUCGAGCAGUCUCGUCGUGAUGACCUGGAGUCUCUUGGCUAUGUCCUGAUGUACUUCAACCUGGGCAGUCUGCCCUGGCAGGGCCUGAAGGCUGCCACUAAGAGACAGAAGUACGAACGCAUCAGUGAGAAGAAGAUGUCUACCCCCAUCGAGGUCCUCUGUAAAGGAUAUCCAUCGGAGUUUGCCACGUAUCUGAACUUCUGCCGUUCUCUGCGGUUCGAUGACAAGCCCGACUACUCGUACCUCAGACAGCUAUUCAGGAACCUGUUCCACAGACAGGGCUUCUCCUACGACUACGUCUUCGACUGGAACAUGCUCAAGUUUGGCGCCAACAGAGCAGCGGAGGAUGCAGAGAGGGAGAGGAGAGCUGGUGAGGACAGACUGAGACAGGGACAGGCCAGGGCCCCUGCAGGGGCCAGGGGGAUCCCCUCCGCCUCCGGACGACCCAGAGGAGCACAGGGCGCAGCCGCACCCGCACCCCUCACACCCACCUCACACACAGGUAUGGAGCGAGAGAGGAAGGUCAGCAUGCGUCUUCACCGUGGAGCUCCUGUCAACAUCUCCUCCUCAGACCUGACGGGACGACAGGACUCACGCAUGUCCACCUCACAGGCUCUCUCUCGUGUCACCCCCAGUGGCCUCCAGUCAGCAGCCCCUCGAUGAGUCCCUCUGUCCCCAUCACCACCACCACCAUCACCCUGGAGGGUUUAACCAUGCACGGCCCUAACCAUACAACACACACACCAACACACACACCAACACCUGGAGGACGUUACUGAAACAACCAGUCAACCCAUCAGAUGCCUGGACUCUUACACAAUCAACCAAUCAAAAGGCAGGACAAGGACCUCGUCAUCCGCUAGCAACUCCAUCCAUCCAACCAGCCAAUCAAACACACAGACUGAUGCUCUGCCUCUUUGACAUCAACGGAUCUCUGCUACCAGUAACAAGCUCCAUGCUGUUGUAACAGGGUGGACGACACACAAACACACACACACACACACACACACACACACACACACACACACACACACACACACACACACACACACGAAUCAGAGCGUUCAGCCGUGCUCAUCAGGGAUGGAGGAGAUGAGACUGGGAUAG
Molecule: messenger RNA, 1389 nt
Organism: Oncorhynchus masou masou (cherry salmon)
Lineage: Eukaryota; Metazoa; Chordata; Actinopteri; Salmoniformes; Salmonidae
Product: casein kinase I-like
Exons: 7
Coding region: 1-945 (314 amino acids)
Biological process (GO): non-motile cilium assembly; endocytosis; positive regulation of proteasomal ubiquitin-dependent protein catabolic process
Cellular component (GO): nucleus; spindle microtubule; cytoplasm
Molecular function (GO): protein serine/threonine kinase activity; ATP binding
Source: RefSeq, a predicted model, not a curated record